This is a messenger RNA of Didymodactylos carnosus, 1098 nucleotides long. Lineage: Eukaryota; Metazoa; Rotifera; Eurotatoria; Philodinida; Philodinidae. The record is from the annotation of a GenBank genome assembly.
AUGAAAAAUCCAGGGAUAAGCUGUGGAAAACUACUUUGCUUAAAGUUCUCAUUAGAAACACUGAUGACUGAACCAAUUAUUUUUGAUAUUACUAUUAAUUUUUCUACAUUAGAAUCUGAUAUAUUUCCAUUAAUUCAUAAAAUUCGUCCACAAUGGUCUUUAUCAAAUACUCAAUUUAAAUUAUUUCCAGAAGGUAAUACAAAUAUCAUCAUUGGUCUAUUUCAAAUUGAUCCAUAUUCAAAACAGAUUAUAAAUGAAUCUGAUGGUCUAAUUAUAAAACUAUUUGGUCAAAAUAGUGAUCUAUUUAUUGAUCGUCAAAUUGAAUUAAAUACAUUGAAAGAAUUAUCAAAAUAUGAUUUAUCAAAUAAAAUAUUCUGUCAAUUUCAUAAUGGUCUUAUAUAUUCAUAUAGACCAGGUGAAGCAUGUACAAGAGAACAAAUAGCUGAUAAACAUAUUUCAAAAUUAAUAGCUAAAAAAUUAGCACAAUAUCAUUUAUUACUAUUAGAAAAAAUAACAAACGAACAGAAUCCAAAAUCAUAUUUAAUACCAACAAUGAAAAAAUUUUUAAAUCUUUUAAAUGAUGACUCAGAUUUUCGAAUUGAUUCGUAUACAUGUUCUAAUUUAUUAUCUGAUAUCGAACAUAUUGAAUCAAUUAUUUUGCCAAAAUUAAAUUUUGAUGUUGUCUAUUGUCAUAAUGAUUUAAUAUGUAAAAAUGUUAUAUAUGAUCGUUCGACAGAUGAUGUUUCAUUUAUUGAUUUUGAAUAUGCUAUGUAUAAUUAUUGGAUAUAUGAUAUAGCAAAUCAUUUUAUUGAAUAUGCUGGUGUUGAACAACCAGAUUUUAAUUUAUAUCCAAAUAUAGAACAUCAAAAACAAUUUUUACAAACAUAUUUUUAUUAUAGAAAAUUAACAAAUAUAGACAAUGAUUAUUUAAAUAAUAUAUGUGAUUUGAUUGAUAAAUUUGCUGCUCUAUCACAUUUAUUUUGGUCACUUUGGGCAUUUGUACAAGCAAAAAUAUCAAAAAUUGAUUUUAAUUAUAAAGAAUAUGGAUACAUGAGAUUUAAAAAAUAUUUUGAUUUUAAAACAAAAUUAUUUGAAUAA